AUGGUUGGUUGUUGUGCUGAAGAAAUUAAUGCUAUUGAGUCUUUACAUCAAGUAAAUCAAGUUUCAACUCGUAUAUCAAAUUUUUUAGAGUGCCAAGUUCUCAUAUGUGACUUUCAUUGGGAACAAGCGUGGGAACGUUGGUUUAAUAAAGUAAAUAAUGGUGCCAGUGACAUUAAAGUAGAAAUGCUAGCCAAGUUAAGGAAAGUUGCCAGAGCUCAAUCAAAUAGGUGGGCAUACUUGUAUCGUAAAGACAAAUUAAUGGUCAGUAUCAAUACUAACAAUGGAGUUGAACGUCAAAAUGAAACCUUCAAACAUUCAUAUCUGAAAAAGCAUAGUAACUCUUGUUUAUCAACUAUUCUUAUUGAAAACUACUUUCCAGAUUUAUAUAAUAGGUAUUGUAAAAUUAAUACAAGACAAAGUGGAAAUUUCCGCCGAUAUAGUUCAUACUUACCCACAUUUUUGCAUCAUAGACCAAGACACUUUGUUAAACAUUGCUUGCAAAAGAUGUCUCUAGCUUCACAUAUUGAUCUGUCUGGAGUUUUUGUAAAAGAGACAGGAAAAUUUGCAUGUUCAUCUUUUGCAAACUCUGCUGAGUUCCAUCAUAUUAGCUUUGGCGAUUCAGUCACUAUGCCGAAUUGCACUUGCCAAGAUUGGAAAAGAACUGGGUAUUUUUGCAAGCAUUUCUUUGCACAAAACCUUAUUGAAAAUGAAGAGAAAUUAGAUUAUGGAAUAGAUAUUCUAAAAAAAGUUAAAAAAUCAUUUGAUGAAUGCAUUCCAAAUGAACAAGGUAUUCAUUUGCAGCCUGUUAAAAAUAAUAAACGUCAGUUGCAAGUAUUAAGCAUUCCCUUAAGAAAAAAAGUUGCAUUAUAUUCAGGGCGGCAUGGAAUUGGUGCAGAAAAGUUGAGAGCCUCAAGCAGUUUAAAAACUGAAGUAAAUAAAAAUCAUGGAGUACUAGUUAAAUCUGAAGAAAUAGAUGCAAGUGAAAAUAUAAUUCUUCAACCAGAUAAUACAGAAGAAAGUAUUGAAUGGAUUAUGUUAGACAACAACCUGCCUGUGAUACCACAAACUGAAAUUGAUACUAUUGAAAACAAUGAUAUGCUGACAGAUAUAAGUAUCAAUGCUGCCCAAAAAAUUAUUUUGAAUCAGUUUCAUAUGCAAUCUGGGUUUCAAGAUACAAUUUUAGGUGAAAAAUAUAUGUUUCGUGAGGAAAAGAAUGAUUUUGUUCAAGUAUUAUAUACUGGGCAAUAUCAUUGGAUUACCAUUUCUAAUGUGAAUUGUCCAGCAGACACAAUUUUCUACUAUGACAGUCUUUUCCAUGGCCAAGUAAAGGAUCAUGUUAAGCAGCAAAUAUGCAAUAUAUACAAAACAAAAGGGAAAAUAUUAACUAUCCAUGUACGCAAAUGUCAACAACAAACUAAUGGUGUGGAUUGUGGAAUUUUUGCAAUUGCUAAUGCAUUAAACAUACUUCACAAAUUUGAUAUUGGAGCUUUAUCUCUAGACAAAGACAAAGUUAGAAAACAUUUUAUUGAAUGCAUUAAAAAAAGACAUUUUUCUGCCUUUCCAGUUUGCCAAUCAAAAUGAAGAAAAAAUAAUCACUUUAGAAAUUUCUUGCUCAUGCCGUUCAAAUUGGGUAUGGUUUCAUGCAAAAAAUACUAAUCUUCAUAUGGUACAGUGUGAUAUGUGCAGCGAAUGGUACCAUAAAAAAUGUAAAAAUUUAUCUGAUGAGAUAUUCAAUAAAAUUAAUGCUGAAAAGUCAUGGAUUUGUUUAGCUUGUGAAAAAAAAGAAUUAUUUUCACCAACAUAAAUGAAAAAUUAGUUAUAAAUCAAACAUUAGUCAAAAUGCUAAACAGUUUUCAUUUUAUCUUAUCUCAAAAAAAAUUUAUUAAUGGAGAAACAGCCCUUAUCAAAAAUGCAAAAUUUGAUAAAUCUGUACUAAUUUAGUCAGCUUUAUCUGGUGAAUGCCUAACAGCUCACAAUUAUUAAUUAUUAGAGGAACUAUAAAAAUAAAUUUAAGGAAAAACCAAGUAUAUAAAAUAAUGUCAAGCUCAUUGGUAAGUUACUAUAUGUAUGUUUGUUCUGUUUAAACUUCUGGCGCUGUUGACUCACCCAAAAAUUACUGUAUGUUUAUUUGUGUUCAUUUUAAACCACUUGCACAAUGUUGACUCACUCGUAAGUUACUCUUUGUUUGUUUGUGUUCUGUUUAAACCUCUAACGCAAUGUUGAUUCACCCUUAAGUUACUGUAUUUUGUUUGUGUUCUGUUUAAACCUCUGGCACAAUAUUGACUCACUAAUAAGUUACUAUAUGUUUGUUUAUAUUCUAUUUAAACCUCAAGUGCAAUAUAAACUCACCCAAAAGUUACUGCAUGUAUUUUUGUGUUCUGUUUAAACCUCUAGCGCAAUGUUGACUCACCUGUAAGUUAUUCUAUGUAUGUUUGUGUUUAGUUUAAACCUCAGGUGCAAUAUUGACUCACUCAUAUGGCAGAUUAUAAGCAUACUAAUUGUAUGUUUAUAAUCUGUUUAAACCUCAAGCACAAUAUUCACUCACAUUUAAAUUACGUUUAAACCUCAAGCGCAAUUUGUGUGAUAAAUGUGUCCAUUUAUCAAAAUAGGCAUAUCAACAUAGCAGCAAACAUCUGAGUUAAAAAGCUUGGGUUAAAAUUUUCUAAUCAAAAUGAGCCCUAAACUGUCAUAGAAGAGAAAUCACAUUCGAUAUAGACUGUUUGUAAACCUUGCAUUGGAA
Messenger RNA from Hydra vulgaris (swiftwater hydra), 2740 nucleotides. NCBI's taxonomy places the organism in Eukaryota, Metazoa, Cnidaria, Hydrozoa, Anthoathecata, Hydridae. The record is from RefSeq and is a predicted model, not a curated record.